Messenger RNA from Bactrocera oleae (olive fruit fly), 1741 nucleotides. RefSeq names its product type-1 angiotensin II receptor-associated protein. The record is from RefSeq and is a predicted model, not a curated record. Gene Ontology annotation, cellular component: plasma membrane. Lineage: Eukaryota; Metazoa; Arthropoda; Insecta; Diptera; Tephritidae. Gene Ontology annotation, biological process: angiotensin-activated signaling pathway.
AUGUAUAUUUAUUAUUGUUUGGCAACACCACAAUUGCUAAUGAAUUCCGUGAUUACGACAUUUCUCAACGAGAAAUUUUAGAAUCUAGUUGGACUUCCUCGCGUAAAGGCUUAUUUAUUUUAUUCUAGUGCUACUUGGAAUUUUUCUAUUACCUGUUUUGAGUGGCAGCAAACUGUGCGGUUUCUGCGCGCGCGAGAGAAAAAGAAGAAAGUGGAGCAAUAUCCAAAUAAUCGCAAAAAUAUAAACAGCUGUUGCUCUUUCGCGAUUACUGUGCAAGCAGACAAUAAAGUACCAUCAUCGAAAGUGCUUCACUGUUUAAACAGUUUGAGAUAAACUAGAUCAGAAGUUUUUUAAAUCACACGCAAGCAGAAUGGCUGACAUAAACGAAUUACUGGGAUCAUCAUUUGUGCGGGUUAAGCUGGUCGCUUUCGUGCACUUCUUCUUCAUCACAAAUGCUAUGCUCGGUACCUGGGGCCAUGGAGCUUAUGAGUUUUACAAUUUCCUAUUUAUUAUUGCCAUGUUCUGGACAAUGCACUGCAAGGAAUCCAUUGAAGCAGCACAAGUGGCACUCGUCAUCAAUGUUUCAAGCAUAUUCUUUGAUCUAAUAUGCAUUAUAGUCUACUUUGAUUUCAUGAAUGGUUGGGCAGUCGCUUUCUCUAUCAUCAAUUUAGUACUACGACCAAUAACUAUCAUAUUACUGUAUCGUGAGUUCAAUUCCCGCGGCGGCAGCCUACAAACCGGUUCGGUCUUCCCCACCACACAACAGCGCACCUAUCAGGACAUCGAUCGGCCAACACAACCAACGCCCACAAACUCGCAGCCUGGUCCAAAUGUCGCUAGUAUUUUCUAAACGAAUUGUUAACAUUGGAGGGUCGCUGAUACAUUUCAGCAAAAAAGCUGAAAAACUUUGGCAUAAUUCAGUUAAUUUGAUAUUUACUAUAUGAAAAGUGAAAACAACAAAAAAGUUUGUGUAAUAUUGUAAAAUCUGAAUACUUCCAUGUAAAAAAAUUUCUAACAUUUCCUUAUACAUGUGAGUGCAUGCAUGUUUGUAUGUAAGGGUAUAUGUAUAUACUAUGGUCGAUUAUAGAAAAUAUUACCUUGGAAGGGCUCGAAUUCGUAAGAUAUUGAAUUGAAAUGGUAUGUGGAAUUGAGUAUAUGUAAAAAUAAUGUUUCAUAAUAUUUUCGUUGAUCAAAAACAAAUUGUGUAACCGUUUUAUAUUGUAUACCUACAAAAAAAAAAACGUAAAAAAAUUAGUAAAAUAAUCACUUUUUAGUUUAUAUGUGUAAGUCAUGCUGUUUUAUAUCAAAUAUUAAUAUGUGUAGGGUUUAACUGUUGCAAUAAAAUUAUAUUUCCUUAUUGCACUAGGUUUUGUAAAAUUAGAAAACGAAUGCAACUAUUUUUGAUUUAAUAUGUCGAAUUUUAUUUAAACUAGAUUUAGCAACACAUAAAUGAAAAGAAAUUUGCACAUUUUUAGGCGCACAAUUAUUUAAAGAGUGUUUCUGAGCCAGACUGUAUCUCGCAGUCUCACUAAAUUUUAACUCUUUAUGUUAUUACAUGCACGUUUUGGGGUGUUUAGAUAAUAUCUUUAUUUAAUAAAGUUACUUUACUUUAAUUCCUUGUAUCAACAUCCGUAAAAUGCCCCACAACAAUCAACCAUUAACACCCAUUUUAAGGUAUGACCAUCGUUAAACACGGAGUUGGAAAUUGAUGAAUAAACAACGGUCGUGUUGCUGAUCGAAA